This is a messenger RNA of Chilo suppressalis (striped riceborer), 9794 nucleotides long. Lineage: Eukaryota; Metazoa; Arthropoda; Insecta; Lepidoptera; Crambidae. The record is from the annotation of a GenBank genome assembly.
AUUUUGUUAAGAGAAGGAGAGAUCGAAAUGGCGAAUGUUGUUCUUGAUGCUUGAUAGUUUAAUAACAGAACUUUUGUUAUAUUGUCCUUGUGCUAAGUUCAUUAAUUUUCUUUGUGUUUCAGCUGUUUUAAAUUUCUAUAAUAUUUUAGUGAAAUUGGUUCUUGUCGGAUAUGGUGAACUAAAUUGCAAUAGAUAAGCUGGACCACUAGCAGUAAUAAAGAUGGCUGAGGUGGAUCCAGAGACAUUACUUGAAUGGCUCCUGACUGGGCAGGGGGAUGAGCGGGAUAUGCAGCUUAUUGCUCUGGAGCAGCUCUGUAUGUUGCUACUCAUGUCAGAUAAUGUUGACAGGUGCUUUGAAAGUUGCCCACCAAGAACAUUUCUACCAGCACUAUGUAAAAUAUUUCUUGAUGAAUGUGCACCAGAUAACGUAUUAGAAGUUACAGCAAGAGCUAUUACCUACUAUUUAGAUGUUUCCGCUGAAUGCACCAGACGUAUUGUUGCUAUUGAUGGAGCAGUGAAGGCUAUUUGUAGUAGACUACUCACCGUAGAUCCCAACAACCGAACUAGUAAAGAUCUUGCUGAACAAUGCAUCAAAGUGUUGGAGUUGGUGUGUACUCGUGAAGCUGGCGCAGUGUGGGAAGGAGGCGGCUUGCCAACAGUCUUGCAUUUCAUUACGCACCAUGGCACAUCUGUACAUAAAGAUACGCUCCACUCAGCCAUGGCAGUUGUAUCGAGAGUUUGCGGUAAAAUGGAACCUGGCGACUCGCGUGUCGGUGACGCAGUCUCGUCGUUGUCUGCGCUGCUGCGUCACAGCGACGCUCGGGUCGCGGACGCCGCCCUGCGCUGCUUCGCCUCACUCGCUGAUCGCUUUGCGCGCGCACACGCUGAUCCGGCGCCACUCGCAGAACAUGGUCUCAUAGAAGAGCUAGUGCGUCGUUUAGGAAGUACUGACAGUGGCGAUGAUAAGUGUCUUGCACCAUCUGUUUCUACUACCGUUAGUCUAUUGUCUACUCUUUGCCGUGGCUCUGCACAAAUAACUCAUGAUCUUGUUCGACUAGAGCUGUGUUCUGCAAUCGAAUCUGCUGUACAGGCAGAUGAAAGAUGGUGUUUGGAAUGCAUGAGACUUGUGGAUUUAUUACUUGUGUUAUUAUGUGAAGGACGACAUGCUAUUCAAGUCAGGGGUUCGAAUAAGGUGGGUUCGAGCGGGGCCGGUUGCGGCGAGGGUAGCAGUACGACCGCGGGUGCUACAACAGACAAGUCGCGAGCGGACAAGUCGCACCGGCAGCUGAUCGACUGCAUCCGCGGCAAGGACACGGACGCGCUACUGACUGCCGUGUCGAGCGGCGCCGUCGACGUCAACUUCACCGACGACGUGGGCCAGACGCUGCUCAACUGGGCCGCCGCCUUCGGCACGCGCGAGAUGGUCGAGUUCCUAUGCGAGAAAGGUGCUGAUGUAAAUCGUGGCCAACGUAGUUCAUCUUUACAUUACGCAGCGUGUUUCGGACGUCCGGCUAUUGCUAAAGUACUUUUGCGAUAUGGAGCAAAUGCUGACCUACGAGAUGAAGACGGAAAGACUCCCCUUGAUAAAGCCAGAGAGAGACACGACCAAGGUCACAGAGAAGUGGCAGCUAUAUUACAAUGCCCAGGAGAAUGGCUUGUAGUUGGAAAUCAGGACUCUCCUACUUCGACUAACGAAGAUGAUUUUCCUGAAACUGGUGACAAAGAGAUGGCGGAGAUAUAUCUAGACCGUCUGGUGGGCGUGUUCUGCGCGCGGUACUUGGGUGCGGGCGCGGCGGGCGUGCGCCGCGCGUGCCUGUCGCUGGUGCGCAAGAUGGUGCAUUACGCGCCCGCGCGCCUGCUACGCCGCAUCUCCGCACGCCGCGAGCCACGCACCGCCGCGCUGCUCACACAACUGGUAGCCGCCGUGCUCGACAACGCGGAUGACGACGAUGGUCACCUGAUUGUGCUAGGCAUCGCAGAGGAACUGAUGGUGAAGGCUGCAGACAUAUACCUGGAGCAGUUCGCCCGUCUCGGCGUUUUCAGCAAGGUCGAAGCCCUAGCCGCCGCACCCGCUGCAACACUCAGCGCUGACGGCGAACCUCUCCCUGCCGGCAGCAGUGAAGACGCUUCGUGCCUUUCUAGCGGCGUGGCAUACUCGUGGGGCGAGUGGUCGGUGUGCCGCGGACGGGACGCGCUGUACGUGUGGGGCGACGCGGCCGCGCUCGAGCUCAGCACUGGCAGCAACGGCUGGUUCCGCUUCCUGCUCGACGGGAAGCUGGCCACUAUGUACUCCAGCGGCAGCCCUGAACACCAGACCGAUAACACCGAAAACCGUGGUGAAUUUAUUGAUAAGCUUCAGAGGGCAAGGGCUUCAGUCAAAAAUGCAGUUCCACAGCCUAUUCUCUCUAAACCUGGACCGGCUAAACUAAUACUUGGCAACUGGGCCUUGUCUUGUAAAAAGGAAAAAGAGCUUCAAAUACACAACACUGAUGGGCAACAGCAAACAACAAUAUUGCGUGAAGAUUUACCUGGUUUUAUAUUUGAAUCUAAUAGAGGCACAAAACACUCCUUUACUGCUGAGACAUUUUUAGGUCCAGAAUUGGCUAGCGGUUGGGCUAAUAGAAGACAAGUUACGACAAAUGCCAGUUCUACUCAAAACCGCUCACGGUUAUCUGCGAAAACGGAAGCGCUCAAGGCACAGGUGUGUGACCGUGCCCGCUCUUUGUAUUCGCGUCAUCUAGCGAGUGCAGCCACGAGGCAACCGCGACCGCCCGUAGCGAGGCUUCGGGCGCUCCUAGCGAGAAUGCAGCGGCUUGCUACUCAGCCCACAAUUGAUUGGCAGCAAGAGCUCACCGAAUCGUUGGAUCAAUUGGCUGAAUUGUUGUGCGGCGAUGAACUUUUGUCUGCUUACGAACUGCAGUCCUCUGGCCUGGCGCCUUCUCUGCUUCUAGUUCUCUCUCCACAACCGAAUGAUGCGCCUGGUCAAGCGAGCGAGCGGGAGCGCAUAGUGCGCACGUGGGUGUGCUCGGGCGAGGGUAAAGCAGGCGGCACGGUAGCGGCGCGGCUGGUGGGCGUGCUAGAGAGCGUGGAGCGGCUGCCUGUGCUCGCGCCGCCCGGGGACGCGGCCCCGCCCGCCCCCGCGCACGGCGCGCUUCACCACCUCACCAAGCGGAUCAGAUUGCGAGUUGAACGCGCCAACGAAGCAGGUGCAGAAGAAUCGAACAGUAAUAAUGGUAACAACGCAGGCCGUAACCUAAAAGUGGAGGCGCUUACCACAGUACGUCAGCUGGAAAGAUUCCUGGCCAAGUAUUUCGCACGACAGUGGUACGACAUGGAGCGUAGCACUUUUAAUUUCGUGCAGAAGAUAAAGGAAGAUGCACCGAUCACUUUCACUUACGACCAUGAUUUCGACGAAAAUGGUGUCCUUUAUUUUAUCGGUAGCAAUGGUGGGACUUGUGAAUGGGUCAAUCCCGGUGCCCACGGCCUCGUCAGCGUGUGGUCCUCAGACGGGAAGCAAUUGCCUUAUGGCAGAGCUGAGGAUGCUCUCUCGCGCUCACCAGAGCCCCUGAACGUGCACACUAACGAUGAUAGGCGCGCGUUCAUUGCCCUCGACUUGGGCUUACAUAUCGUGCCUUCCGCUUACACGCUACGCCACGCCAGAGGGUAUGGCCGAUCCGCACUCAGAAACUGGCUGUUCCAAAUGUCAAUGGAUGGCGUUACUUGGAGCACGCUUCUUGCUCAUAGCGACGAGCAGGCGUUACAAGAGCCUGGUAGUACGGCCACUUGGCGUUUGCGUGCCGACGCAGCCUACAGAUAUCUACGCAUCCAGCAAAACGGCAAGAACGCCAGCGGGCAAAGCCACUAUUUGUCGCUCUCCGGCUUGGAGUUGUACGGCAAGGUGGUGAGCGUUUGCGAAAGCGUGCCGCGUCAGUGUGGGAGUACAGGCCCGGGCUCAGGGGCGACAUCGGGCACGGGGACAACAACAACCCCCGGCAGCGGGACGCGGGCUAGACGCUGGUCACGCGGGGCCCGCGGUUUGUGCGCGGGAGCGCGCGUCAUGCGGGGCCCCGAUUGGAAGUGGCGCGAUCAGGACGGACCCCAUCCCGCCAUGGGUACUGUCACUUCGGACCUUCACAACGGAUGGGUCGACGUCAGGUGGGAUCAUGGCGGAAGGAACUCGUACCGCAUGGGAGCGGAGGGCAAGUUCGAUCUGAAGGUAGUCAGCGGCAGCGGCACAAGCGGCGAGGGGGCGCGACACGGCCGCAAGAGUCACUCCACACCGAGUCUGCCGGACGCCACCGCUGUGGACCACCAGGUUUCUGUUGCAUCGACGGAGCAGGCUUCGUCUGCGGACAACAUAUCGGGCGAGGAGAUGGCCAGCAACAUGACCCGGCCUCGCAUGCACGCCACUGACCUCUCAGCAAUAAACAAUUCCACGCAUCAUAUCAACACGGAUCUCGCAACAAUAGUGGAGUCGUUGACACUGGGCGCUGAAAGCAAUAAUUGCAUGUCGGAUUUGGGAAACACUUCAUUUACGAAGAUGGAGAUGGGCCCGACCAGCAUCACUGAUAUUACAAAACCUUAUCCAGCCAAAGAACCUGUACCUGAAGCGAAUACUGUAGAGGAUACUGAAGCGCGAAAUAGCGAAGGCGACGCAGUACGGAACAGUGCCAACGCUCUGUUGUCUAGCGAGCUUCUCGCGCUGCCCUCCUCUCUGCUGCACACUUUACGGAAUAACGCCAACCGUUUACAUAUACAGUGCGAAGACAACGAGAAUGGCGAUGGUCAAUAUGGCGAACACAAAAAGGACGGCCAGUCUGGUACCGGCUCCGGAACCAUGAGUGCUAGCGAGCCUGACCUCACGCAACAGGGCGCAGCGCGACUUCUAGAGUCUUUGGGAGUUGGGCGAGGUUCUAGCGCUGGUCGCGGUACGAAUCCACAACGGACGACGCGUGCAAACCAUUCGAAUAGCUUAUUUCCAAGCCUGGUACGUCUUGCGCUCUCAAGUAAUUUUCCUGGGGGAUUAUUAUCUGCAGCACAGAGCUACCCUUCCCUUGCACCGAAUGCUCAAAAUGCGCUGACACUGUCUCUUACGUCUACUUCCAGCGAAAGUGAACAAGUGUCAUUAGAGGACUUCCUCGAAUCGUGCCGAGCUCCGGCACUACUUACCGAAUUAGAAGAUGACGACGAUGGAGAUGAUGCUCUCGAUAGUGAUAAGGAAAACGAACGUACAUAUCAAGAAGUUGUGUCCCGAAACUUGCUCUCCCUUAUGGAGGAGGAAGCAUUGGAAGCGAUCCGUAGUGGCAGCGGGCAGGGCGUCCGUUCGCGUCGGCCCUGGGACGACGACUUCGUGCUCAAGCGGCAGUUCUCCGCACUCAUACCGGCGUUCGACCCGCGCCCGGGCAGGACCAACCUUAACCAGACAGUUGAUCUCGAUAUACCAGUGAACGAAGAUUCCGAAGCAGAGGAGGCGACAGAAGUAGCAGAGGUGGGCAACAGCAGCGGUAAUGACAGCGGGUCGCGGUUGCCUGCUCUGCGAUUAGUGCUAAGCGCGGGCGGAACGUCUUUGCCAUUGGAGCGUUCAUCGUGGACUCUGUACCGUGCAGUGUUAGCACUAAAUGCUAAACUACCCGCCCACGAUACACACCGUGAUACCACAUAUACAUUAACCUAUAGAGAAAUUGAGGGAAUGGAUACUUUCGCGUCGUCCAGCGAUAGCGAAGACGAUGAACCAUGCGAUCCAGAGAACGGGCUGGCCGGAGCGGAAGGUGCGGACGGCGCAAUGGCGACGUGUUGUGUGCGAGUGCUGAGGAGACUGCGAGCGGCCGCGCCUGCGCUACCCCCCGAGCCGUUCCUGUCCACCAAGCUCACCAACAAACUGCACCAGCAGCUGCAGGAGCCGCUGGCGCUCGCCGCCGCCGCCACGCCGCACUGGUGCCAACAAUUGAACGACUGGUGCCCAUUCCUCUUCCCGUUGGAAACGCGACAAAUGUUCUUCGCUUGUACCGCUUUCGGCACUUCUCGAACUAUAGUGUGGCUGCAAGCGCAAAGAGACAGGGCUCUCGAGAGGCAAAGAGCUGGCAACACUGUGUCACCUCGCCGUGCAGAGCUGGAGGCGACAGAGUUCCGUAUGGGCCGUCUAAGGCACGAGCGAGUGCGGAUACCGCGACAACCCGAUUUGUUGCGUUCUGCUAUGCAGGUGAUGCGCGUGCACGCGGGGCGUAAGUCGGUCCUGGAGGUGGAGUUUGCCGGCGAGGAGGGCACCGGGUUAGGGCCCACGCUGGAGUUCUACGCGCUCGUGGCGGCCGAGCUGCAGCGCGCCGACCUCUGCAUGUGGCUGCACGACGCGCCGCACCCGCCCGACGACAGCGCGCCCUAUCACCUCACGCUGCCCGACGAAAAACCGCCUGGUUACUAUGUGACACACACCAGAGGUCUCUUUCCAGCGCCACUCCCUCAAGACUCUUCAAUCUGUGAUAAAGUUUGCAAAUAUUUCUGGUUCUUAGGAGUAUUUUUAGCUAAGGUACUACAGGACGGACGACUCGUAGAUUUGCCGUUGUCUGAGCCGUUCUUAAGAAUUAUGUGCGGCGACGAACUUACUACGGAACACCUAGAAGAAGUAGAUCCGAUUAGAUAUAGGUUUUUGCAAAACGUGCUGACGGCUGCAGAGGAGUAUGAAACGAUAAACCGUAACACUUCGCUGACUGCUGAAGAGCGUGAAAAGAAAAUAAACAAUUUAACAGUGGAGGGGGCUACUUUCGAGGAACUUUCUCUAACUAUGACUCAUAUUGCCGCACAUACUGACCCCUCGGUGUCCGUACAACCGCUAUGCGACAGCGGAGAGCAUAUAGAGGUGGGCGCGCACAACAGUCGCGCGUACGCGGAGGCGUCGGCGCGGUGGGCGGUGCGCGAGGGCGUGCGGCGGCAGACGGCGGCGUUCCGGCGCGGGUUCCGGGCCGUGUUCCCGCCCCGCCGGCUGCGCGCCUUCUGCCCCGCCGAGCUGCGCCUGUUGCUUUGCGGCGAGCGCGGGCCCGCCUGGACGCGCGACACCCUGCUGCAGUACACCGAGCCCAAGCUGGGCUACACGCGCGACAGUCCCGGGUUCCUGCGUCUGGUGGACGUAUUGGUGGAGAUGUCGGUGCGCGAGCGUAAGGCCUUCCUACAAUUCGCUACCGGCUGCAGCAGCCUGCCGCCCGGCGGGCUCGCCAACUUGCAUCCGAGACUCACCGUCGUGCGAAAGGUGGAUGCCGGUGACGGUUCUUAUCCAUCGGUGAAUACCUGCGUACAUUACUUGAAGUUGCCGGAGUACUCAUGCAAAGAGGUGCUGAGGGAAAGACUGCUAGCCGCCACUAACGAGCGCGGCUUUCAUCUCAACUAGAUACUCUACAUCAAUCCGAUUACUAACAUAAACUUUAUUACGCUAUAGAUUUUAAGACCUAUUUGUAAUGUACAGUCUAGUGCUUUAAUUUUCGACCUACUUCAUAGAAAUAUUGUUUGAAUAUUCCCAUGCAAUAAGGUCGAAAGCUUCAGUACAAAAAUAACGGUAAAAUAAAAUCGUAACGUUAUGAUUUCGAAUAUAACGAAAUACUAAUUUGGUUGUUUCAAAUAUAAGUAGAAGCUGUUUAAGUGUUUGUUCCUUGUACGACAUUUAACCUCUAGUGGGUCCAAAUUAAAGUAAGUGACUGUACAGUUAAAUCCGAUAACUAAUCACCAUUGAUAUAUAUUUAUAUUUUCAAAAGUUGGUCCUACCCUAAUGUGGUUGCGCUUGGUUUGUAUUUUCGUUUUAUUUUUAUAGAAUUGUUACUCUAGGAACUAAAUCAUGGAGGACUAGGUUUUUCCUAACCAGCUGUAAAGUCAAACUGGGCAGAUAAUGUGAUCGGCUGGCCUAUAGUUCGUCUAUGUAUUGGCUGUAUUUUCUCUCUUUUCAUGCGAUUGUCGCUCAGUCUAUUCUGUAUGUCUAUCACGAAGUUUUUUUUUUAAUGUUAAAUUGCAUUUUAUUGCAGGAUAGGACCACCUAACAUCCGACAAAUAUAUGCCGAGAGGUGUAAUAGAUUGUCUAAGAACUGUUCAACAUUUGAGUAGGUAUUUGAGGCAAGAUAAAAACUUGUUCAAUAUUUCUCGCAGUACAUAUCUGCAGAUCUCUGUACUUAAGUACAGAUCUGCAGAAGUUCGUAGAAGGGUAGCGGCGCUAAAUCGACCUUUAUAUUUUUAAACAAGAUAAUAUUUUUUUGCAAAUAAUGUUCUCGAGGUUAUUUUGUAAUAUGUAUAUAUCCCUUCAGGGAAGCGGUACUCAAUCGACCCUUUAUAUUUAUGAAUGAGGCCUGGCUGAAGUCUGGUCUGCGAUUCAGUACUUAGGUUUAUCAGGAGAAUAUUGUCAUGACUACUUAGACACGAGACAAAUUGUGCCUUAAAUAUCUUCCCAAAAAUGUAUAACAAUUCUCUUACUUAGGUUGUGUAGACAAAAGAUAAAACACGUUUCCGCAAACACACGUUUACAAAAAUAAAUGUUCGAUUUAUAGACCAUUUAAGUGAGAAUGGCAAAAUAUAUAAUGUAUCUUAAAACGGCAUUGUGGCUUUUAACAUUUUAGUUGAAAUAUAUAUAAUAAAAGGCGUCACGUAAAAAUAAUUUGAUGUUAUAAUUUGUGGUCGGUAAUAUUAUAUGAUCUGUAAAAUUGUCGGUACCUUCAGUUUGAAAGGUAGAGAGGCUAACUUAAGAUUGUUGAAAAUACGCUUUCGACCAGAUCUCUAUGAAGUGUGAUUUAUAUAUAUUUCGUUCAAAGUGAUAUGUUUGUGUUUGGAAUAUUUAUUUUGUCUCGUAUAUGAAAAAAAAUUUAUUGUGUUUUUUUAUUCAUUAAAAUUUUAUUUAAAAUUUAGAUUGAAAUUUGACAUGUAUUUUUGGGGUUUUUAUACUUAAAGUAGCUGCAAGUGCUUAGACUGUAAAUAAUGAAGUUAUUCUUGUAGCAGUUACAACUUUCGUUGAAGACAAUAUAAAUAAAUAAGUUGACUUGAUAUGAAAUAAAUCGUUUAUAACGUGAUCUGAAUGCAAAGAUGAUAGCUAGGUAGGUACGGUACGGUCUACGGAAAGAAUGCGAUCCUAACAGUCGUGGUAAGUUCCUUAUGGCGAUAGCACUAGAGUUUAUAUUCAAACCUCUUUUAUACUUAAUCGGAAGAAUACUUUAUUCUGUUAACAUAGGUAGUGAUACAACCUGUCAUGAUCGCAUUCUUACGUUGGCCGCACUUCAGUAGGACACAAUCCUACGAAAAUAUUAGUGCUCUGAAGUUUGAAUUUGUUUUUUUUUUCAAUAAGCGCAAUAUUAUUUAUCCCUAGUAAGGGUUUAUUUCAAUUUUAUUAUACUUUAUCAAUAUUAUGCUAAGGAACUAAAAAUUCUAUUUCUUUUAUUCCUACUAUCAGGCGGCCUAUACUUGUGAGGCGUAUGUACUUCUAACUACUGUUCAUUUUCCCCAUAGUUCUUAAAACAACUCCAAAAACAUAAAAAUUGUUGUAUUAAAUAUAUUUGUGUAAUGUAAUUGUCACCUGUAUUGUGAUCGGAACUUAUAGCAAAUUCUAUGAAAAAUACAACUUCAGGGUGUAAAACACAAUGAUAAUAUUUAGCUACGUUCCUUUAGUUGAAUAGUUAGUCAACUGAAAGUUGAUUGUGAUUUACUUAUAAUAAAUAUGUAUCAAUAAAAAUAUUUUAGUUUAUUAAGAAUUUAAUGUAAUUUAACAAUUAAGCAUCUUGUAGUGCUCGUAUAUUUGUUGUUGAGGAUUGUAUCAAUAAAAUAAGAAAUUUAUA